AUGUCCAUAGCCAUUUGCUCAAAUACCCCUGGAGCAUAUCCUGAAAUCGGAGCUUGUAGUGGAAUGGAUGAUCAUCUCGAAUCAAGUCAGUUCUCCACCGGCUCCUCUUUGGCGUUGAAUGAACCAGAUGCCGAUCAAUAUUGGUCGUCUGCUUCCUCCAAUAUGACACACCAAAGUAACAUAUACACGAAUAGCAGAAAGGAAGAUUUGCCUAAUUCGAACAAUUCUCUGUCAGAGUCUCCAAUGGAUGACGAAGGUGGCGAACAAAUUGCUCCUGCUGUUGGUGGGGACACGAUGGCUAGCGAUCCUUCGCCUUCCUUAGUCGAAAAAUACAAUACAUUCCCCACAAAAAGUAUUCUCUCUGAAGGAAGAGAGUUUGCUGAUGAUAUUCCUUCGUCCCCAGAGGGGAAAUCACGAGUAUCUUUUGAAACUGAUAUUUCCUCUGAAAUUUCAGAUAGCACGGCGCCACAGAGAAACUCAGUGUUUGACGACUUCGUCGAGCCACCUCCCUCUCAUAAUCAAUCCGUCGCUCUCUCUUUUGGUCAGUCAAACGACUUGGAUUUUUUGAACAACCCAAGCGGAUCGGGUUCUUCAAAUGACGUCAACAGAAGUUCAAGUUCGCUAUCCCUUCCUAAAAAUGCGUCGUUGGAUUUUGAUGUUGGCAAUAGUUCAUGUUUCACAAACGAGGUGGUUGCAUCGGAAUCACACAAGGUGGCUAAAUUUCAUCUUGGCGAGAGAAAUAAAAAAAGCUUACUAACAAGAUGGAAAACCAUUGAAAUGUAUGGUGAGGCUGUUAAGAAAACCCAUGAUAUAUAUUCCAACUUUCAAUAUGCGCAGUACAUCUUAAAGAUAGGUUUGGAUAUGGAAAAACUACAAGAAUUGGUCAAGGAACAAGAUGGUGAGAGUGAUUCCUCCAUAGUUGAUUCUUUAAAAGAAUCAUUACUGAACGACGCGAAAAUAAUAUUAAAGAAAUUGAGUGCCGUUGGAUAUCCAGAUGCUCAGUACCUUUUAGGUGAUGCUUACUCCUCUGGUAUCUUUGGUAAAAUAAAGAACAGAAGGGCUUUCCUUUUGUUCUCAGCUGCAGCCAAGAGACUACACAUUGAAAGUAUUUACAGAACGGCUAUCUGUUAUGAGUGCGGGUUGGGCGUAACAAGAAAUGCGUCCAAGGCAGUUAACUUCUUGACCUUUGCGGCAAUUAAAAAUCACCCUGCCGCAAUGUACAAAUUAGGCGUAUAUUCAUAUCAUGGUUUGAUGGGUCUUCCCGAGGAUAUUCUAACAAAAUUGGAUGGUUAUAGAUGGUUGCGAAGGGCUACAUCUAUGGCAAACAGCCUGAUCUGUGGUGCCCCUUACGAGUUAGCCAAUAUCUAUAUGACAGGAUUCAAAGAUCUUAUUAUUUCUGAUCCAGAUUAUGCAAUGGUGCUAUAUAAGAAGGCAGCUGUUUUAGGGCAUGCGGAAUCAGCAAGAUUAUUGGCAGAAGCCCGCAGAAAUGUUGGAAUUGUUCCAUUUAGACAUCCUGGACCAGUACAGAAGUAUUGUAAGACCUCCGAUGAGGUUGUGGCGUUUAGAAAAUUGAUCUAA
This is a messenger RNA of Saccharomyces kudriavzevii IFO 1802, 1578 nucleotides long. RefSeq names its product Shc1p (gene SHC1). Bases 1 to 1578 code for a protein of 525 amino acids. The transcript has a single exon. Gene Ontology annotation, molecular function: protein binding. The record is from RefSeq and is a predicted model, not a curated record. Lineage: Eukaryota; Fungi; Ascomycota; Saccharomycetes; Saccharomycetales; Saccharomycetaceae.